Messenger RNA from Acytostelium subglobosum LB1, 1527 nucleotides. RefSeq lists its product as hypothetical. The transcript has 4 exons. Gene Ontology annotation, molecular function: RNA binding. The record is from RefSeq and is a predicted model, not a curated record. NCBI's taxonomy places the organism in Eukaryota, Evosea, Eumycetozoa, Acytosteliales, Acytosteliaceae. Bases 1 to 1527 code for a protein of 508 amino acids. Gene Ontology annotation, cellular component: ribonucleoprotein complex.
AUGACAGAACUUGUAACCAACCCUGAUAUUCAAUCAACUGCAACAGCAGACACUACAACUACUCCUGCUGUUGCUGCUGCCCCCGCUGCCCCAUCUACUCCCCCUGCUGCUACUGCUGCAACGACCACGACCCCAACCAAGCCAAUCACCUCUGGCAACACUGAUCACUCAUCUGACAAUGAACUGGACAACAACUCUGCAUUCCAUCUUCAUGAGCUCUCCAAGGAUGUGGAUGAGAGCGACGGCGAAGCAUUCUCUGAUGACGACUAUGUUGACGAUGAGGACGACAUUCACUCUUCACCACUGGAUCACGAGAAGAUGAAAAACAAACUGAUGCUGGCCGCCAACAACAAGUACAAGCAACUCGAAGACUCUGGCCACUACUCAGACCACAGACACACAUCCACCACCUCAACCUCCUCCUCUUCAGCCAAGGCAAUCACCACGCCUCCAUUGCCAUCCAAUGCAGGCACUGACAUGCCCUUCUCUCGAAUCUUUAUCAUCUGUGGCAAGGACAUCACCGAGACCAUGCUCGUCAACGCCUUCAAGCGAUAUGGCGUCAUCGAGUCGUGCAAGGUCGUCACGGACAAGGAGACAAACGAGUCCAAGGGCAUUGCCUACAUCAAAUACACCAAGACCUCGUCUGCAGCGCUGGCCAUUGAGUCAAUGCAUGGCUCCACAAUUGCCGAUGCUGACCCUACACCAAUCAAGGUGCUGAUCGCCGAAGACAAGGGCCAGGGCAAGACCAACAAACCCCCACACCAGACAACAUCCGACCCUGAGGACACACCUCCAAACUCUCGUCUGUUUGUCAUCUGCAAGAAGGACAUCAGCGAGUCCGAUCUGAACAAGCGCUUCAAGGACUUUGGCAACCUGGAGCAUAUCAAGCUUGUACGUGAGCGAGACACAAACGAAUCCAAGGGAUACGCCUUUGUCAAGUUCUCCAAGAGUUCAACUGCCGCAGUGGCAAUGGAAGCUAUCAACGAUUCAGAUGACAAAUCGAUCAAAGCUAUCAUCGCACAACCAAAGUCCAAGGGCUUCCAGAAGCCAACUCAACCAGAAACAGUUCAAAUGGUUCAAAUCCCAAUGAUGGGAGCAAGUCCAUACCCUUUCCAGGCAGAGUUCGCCAACCCAUAUGGUAUCUUCCCAACAAUGGCAGCAAGACAGCGUCUGUUUGUAAUUUGUCACAAGAGUGUGACACAGGAGAACCUCCACAAGCUGUUUUCAAGAUAUCCAGGCAUGGAGUAUUGUGACCUCAAGAAGGACAAGGUUACCAACAAGUCCAAGGGAUUUGCCUACGUCAACUACAGCACGCCACAAGCUGCUCUCAUUGCCAAGAACGAACUAAAUGGAAUCAAGUAUCCACCUGGAUACGUCUUGAAAGUGGUCUUUGCCGAACCGUUAGGUAUCAAACAAUCAUCAUCACCAGUUAUUGAUCCAAUAUCAUCCAUUCAAACAAGCUUUGCACAAAUGCCAUUCAUCGCGAGAAGGAACUCAAGUCAGUCACAGAAGAGACAGAAGAUCUAA